Messenger RNA from Auanema sp. JU1783, 1173 nucleotides. NCBI's taxonomy places the organism in Eukaryota, Metazoa, Nematoda, Chromadorea, Rhabditida, Rhabditidae. The record is from the annotation of a GenBank genome assembly.
AUGGAAUGCAAUGAUUCACAGAUUUUUAAUCUGGAGAACAAUUUGACGGUGACAGUCCUUAACACUCUCUGGGAAUUCAAGAAUGCUUAUUCACCGUUUCAUCGUUAUAUAGCGGUCCUGCUUUGCGUUUGUGGUCUCUUGGCUAACUCUAUUCAUAUUUGGGUUUUGACUCGACCGCGUAUGAGAACAUCCUCCGUUCAUACAGUUCUUACAUGUAUUGCUAUCUCUGACAUGGGAACAAUGACGUCAUAUUUGAUUUAUAUGCCGAGGUUUGAAUUUCUCCAAGAUCACUCAGGAUAUCAAUAUGGCUGGGCAUUGUUUUUGAAAGUUCAUGUAGUUUUGAGCAUAGCUCUGCAUGCAAUUACCUUGUACUUAGUCGUUCUCAUGGCAUUCAUACGUCUAUCAGUUAUGAAAAUUUCAACUUCACAGUGGCUCCAAACCGGCAGAACAUUAAUCGCUGCAAUCGCCAUAGUAUUUUGUGUUUUUAUGCUCAGUGUGCCAACAUUAUUAGCUCAUCAAAUAAAUGUUCAUCGAUAUUUGGAUGACGUUGGAAAAAUGAAAGUUAAAUAUAGCAUUGGUUUCUCGGAUAUGAUGCUAUCUGAUGGAUGUUUCUUCAUGAAAGCCAAUUUAUGGUUAACAGGGAUAUUCCUGAAAGCCAUCCCUUGCUUUUUGCUCAUUUGGUUCACAAUCGCUCUAAUUGUACGUCUCCGAGAAAACAAUGAAAAACGUAAGCAACUACUUCGGAUGAAGGAGGAUAAGCAUAAGCGCAAAGGAGAUGUCACAACUUAUAUGUUAUUGUUUAUGGUGUCCGUUUUUCUGAUCACAGAGUUACCACAAGGAGUCAUGGCGAUAUUGAAUGCUCUGUAUACCUCGCAGUUUCAUCAGUUUGUAUACCUGGCAUUAGCUGAUAUUUUAGAUUUAUUAUCUCUCAUCAAUUGUUAUGUGGCCUUCCUCGUAUACAUCUGUACUUGUUCUCGCUAUCGCCAGACGCUACUCUCUAUACUGGGUAACAUGCCAGAAGUAUUUUCUGCUAUUUCAACACGUCAAAACACGAUGAAGCGUAUGCAACCGAAAAAUCGUCGUGAGCAUCUUGGUGAGAACGAGAAAGGAAAACUAUCUGCAGCUGCGAACCAAACAUCUCCAUUAAUCAGCAAAACGGAUGUUAAUUUAUAA